This is a messenger RNA of Peronospora belbahrii, 1215 nucleotides long. The record is from the annotation of a GenBank genome assembly. NCBI's taxonomy places the organism in Eukaryota, Oomycota, Peronosporomycetes, Peronosporales, Peronosporaceae.
AUGUGGAAGCCUGUACGUCGUGGUGCUCGCUAUUUACGUGAUUUUGAGCCGCACUUUCCCCCAGAGAAGUGGCCGACGGUUGGCUAUGUGCAGACACCUCAGUACUUUGAGGACUGUCUGCAGCUGCGCCUUGGUGACCCGUGCGGUCACCGUAACUCGACGUUCUUUGAUUCAGCGCAGACUGGUAUGGAUGGAUACGACUGUGCUUCAUUUGCUGGGACGAAUGCUAUCUUCCGCCGUGAAGCUCUGGAUUCAGUUUGUGGUAUCCAGUACGGAUCACUGACUGAAGAUGCUUACACGGGCAAGAUGAUGGUAGAUAAGGGAUGGAAAGGUUACUAUUUCCGCAAGGAUCUUGAAGGUGAGGAGGCUGACCGUAUUCGUCUUGCAGAAGGUGCUGUGCCCGAGUCUGUCGCUGCUGCCUUAGCCCAACGUAAGCGUUGGGCAAAAGGCAACUUCCAGAUUUUUUUGCGCAAUAAGAAAAGUUUGGUGGAUCCAGAGUGGACGCCACCACAAGUUGAGCUGCCACCGAAGCGCAAGAUCAAUAAGUUUAUGCGCUGGGUGUUCUUUAUGAACCUGACCGUGUAUCCAAUCGGUUCGUUCCCGGCUAUCUUCUUCUUUUACAUCACGGCCUACUUUCUGUACACUGGCCAAGCUCCGAUAUAUACGUCUGGGCUGCGUUUGCUUAUGGCUCUUGUUCCUAAAAUUGUGGCGCAGAGUAUUCUUUCGGCUCUAUCGAAUCGAACGGUUGACAAUGACGAUGUACUGCGUAGUCAGCAAACGUGGUUCUCGUACGCGUUUGUACAUGUUAUGGCUGUUUUUGAAACUUUUUACUGGAAAUUUACGGGUAAAGAGGCCACAUGGGCUAAUACGGGCGCUAUUGGCGGCAACAGUAUCAUGGAGCUGCCGAACCUACUGGUGUUUAUGUCGAUGGUCUUUGGGAUGAUGUGGGAUACGGUGCGCUACUUUGCGGGUUACAAUAACGCGGCUACAACUCACGGCACUCCGCUCUACUUUGCGUCGCUCUUUUUGGGUGGCUUUUUGGCUAGUCAACUGGGUCCCAUGGUGCGUAUGAGUGUGCAGACGUAUUUUGGCUGGAGUCACAAGAGUAUGACGGACCAGGGGAAUAUGGUCGGUAGCUUUUCGCUUGCGUUUGUGCUCAUUAUCCUGUGCAUUUGGGUGUACGUUGAGACGCCAAAUCACUCCAUUUUUGGCUAA